This is a messenger RNA of Mus caroli (Ryukyu mouse), 2867 nucleotides long. Its product is annotated as heat shock 70 kDa protein 1A. NCBI's taxonomy places the organism in Eukaryota, Metazoa, Chordata, Mammalia, Rodentia, Muridae. The record is from RefSeq and is a predicted model, not a curated record. Gene Ontology annotation, molecular function: ATP binding; ATP-dependent protein folding chaperone.
CGAGCAGGGACCAGACGCUGACAGCUCCUCAAACAGAACCAGACUCUGGUUCCACUCGGAGAAAAGCGAAGACAAGAGAAGCAGAGCGAGCGGGGAAUUCCGGAUCCUCAGCCAGGACCAGCCUUCCUCAGAGCAUCCAAGCCGCGGAGCGGAACCUUCCCCGGAGCAUCCCUGCGGCGGAGCGCAACUUUCCCCCCGAGCAUCCACGCCGCGGAGCGCAGCCUUCCAGAAGCAGAGCGCGGCGCCAUGGCCAAGAACACGGCGAUCGGCAUCGACCUGGGCACCACCUACUCGUGCGUGGGCGUGUUCCAGCACGGCAAGGUGGAGAUCAUCGCCAACGACCAGGGCAACCGCACGACCCCCAGCUACGUGGCCUUCACCGACACCGAGCGCCUCAUCGGAGACGCCGCCAAGAACCAGGUGGCGCUGAACCCGCAGAACACCGUGUUCGACGCGAAGCGGCUGAUCGGCCGCAAGUUCGGCGACGCGGUGGUGCAGUCCGACAUGAAGCACUGGCCCUUCCAGGUGGUGAACGACUGCGACAAGCCCAAGGUGCAGGUGAACUACAAGGGCGAGAGCCGGUCGUUCUUCCCGGAGGAGAUCUCGUCCAUGGUGCUGACGAAGAUGAAGGAGAUCUCCGAGGCGUACCUGGGCCACCCGGUGACCAACGCGGUGAUCACGGUGCCCGCCUACUUCAACGACUCUCAGCGGCAGGCCACCAAGGAUGCGGGCGUGAUCGCCGGUCUGAACGUGCUGCGGAUCAUCAACGAGCCCACGGCGGCCGCCAUCGCCUAUGGGCUGGACCGGACCGGCAAGGGCGAGCGCAACGUGCUCAUCUUUGACCUGGGGGGCGGCACGUUCGACGUGUCCAUCCUGACGAUCGACGACGGCAUCUUCGAGGUGAAGGCCACGGCGGGCGACACGCACCUGGGCGGGGAGGACUUCGACAACCGGCUGGUGAGCCACUUCGUGGAGGAGUUCAAGAGGAAGCACAAGAAGGACAUCAGCCAGAACAAGCGCGCGGUGCGGCGGCUGCGCACGGCGUGUGAGAGGGCCAAGAGGACGCUGUCGUCCAGCACCCAGGCCAGCCUGGAGAUCGACUCUCUGUUCGAGGGCAUCGACUUCUACACGUCCAUCACGCGGGCGCGGUUCGAGGAGCUGUGCUCGGACCUGUUCCGCGGCACGCUGGAGCCCGUGGAGAAGGCCCUGCGCGACGCCAAGAUGGACAAGGCGCAGAUCCACGACCUGGUGCUGGUGGGCGGCUCGACGCGCAUCCCCAAGGUGCAGAAGCUGCUGCAGGACUUCUUCAACGGGCGNGACCUNAACAAGAGCAUCAACCCGGACGAGGCGGUGGCCUACGGGGCGGCGGUGCAGGCGGCCAUCCUGAUGGGGGACAAGUCGGAGAACGUGCAGGACCUGCUGCUGCUGGACGUGGCGCCGCUGUCGCUGGGCCUGGAGACUGCGGGCGGCGUGAUGACGGCGCUCAUCAAGCGCAACUCCACCAUCCCCACCAAGCAGACGCAGACCUUCACCACCUACUCGGACAACCAGCCCGGGGUGCUGAUCCAGGUGUACGAGGGCGAGAGGGCCAUGACGCGCGACAACAACCUGCUGGGGCGCUUCGAGCUGAGCGGCAUCCCGCCGGCGCCCAGGGGCGUGCCGCAGAUCGAGGUGACCUUCGACAUCGACGCCAACGGCAUCCUGAACGUCACGGCCACCGACAAGAGCACCGGCAAAGCCAACAAGAUCACCAUCACCAACGACAAGGGCCGCCUGAGCAAGGAGGAGAUCGAGCGCAUGGUGCAGGAGGCUGAGCGCUACAAGGCCGAGGACGAGGUGCAGCGCGACAGGGUGGCCGCCAAGAACGCGCUCGAGUCCUACGCCUUCAACAUGAAGAGCGCCGUGGAGGACGAGGGUCUCAAGGGCAAGCUCAGCGAGGCUGACAAGAAGAAGGUGCUGGACAAGUGCCAGGAGGUCAUCUCCUGGCUGGACUCCAACACGCUGGCCGACAAGGAGGAGUUCGUGCACAAGCGGGAGGAGCUGGAGCGGGUGUGCAGCCCCAUCAUCAGCGGGCUGUACCAGGGUGCGGGUGCUCCUGGGGCUGGGGGCUUCGGGGCCCAGGCGCCCAAGGGAGCCUCUGGCUCAGGACCCACCAUCGAGGAGGUUGAUUAGAGGCCUCCUCUUUUCUUUCCGGGUGUGGUCUUAGAAGACCGAUUCUUCGCACUUGAUAGCUGCUUGCGCACUGAUUACUGUCAAGUUUAUUUAUAGUCCUUUCCAUAGUUAAGUUUAAAGUUACCGCCUGAGUUGACUGUUAAACUGAGUUGACUGUUAAAUUUUGUAUGCUUUUUAAAAGUAUAUAUAUAUAUAUAUAUAUAUAUAUAUAUAUACAUACAUACAUAUAUAUAUAUGUAUAUAUAUAUAUUCAAAGUAAUAUUGGGAGCUGCUCCAUGCACUGUACCAGGGGAUUUUGUUUUAUAGCUAAUGAUGUGUAAAGUCUAAAGAUUUUUGGGGAUUUUUAUAUCAGUGUUCCAGUAGCCUGGGAAGACAUAUAGUCUAGCUGCCCAGUUCCCUGGAGAUGGUCAUCUCUAAGACAAACUGUCUUUCAGAAACGUCUUGGUAAAUUGUACUACAUAACUUUACUCUUUGGUACUUAACCUUUAUCUGCUUGUCCGUGUUACGGUUUGUGGUAUGUAUAACCAGUAUAACCAUUAUGUUCUUUGCAUUCAAUCUAAGUAGGUUAAAGAUGGUGUGUCCUUCCUGCAAACACGCCUACACUGCCACCCUGGGUACAUUUGUUCUAUGCAUCACUACAAACUAAUGAAAAAAUCUUUUAUGACUUAAAUAUUCAAAAUAAAAGGUUACAAGUA